UCACUGUACUACAGCCGUCCAGCUUCGGUCGUCUUUCAUCCUCAUCACGACCAUGAGCAAAGACUCCAUGGUCCCAACCGCGCCCACACCGUCGUCGAUAUCCACCUCGCGCUAGAGACAAGGCCGACCCAAACGCAUCACGUCGCGAUGUCUUCCCUCUUCGACUCGCUCAACUUCCCGUCGUCAUCACAGCAGCGGUCGUCGCAAUCGAGCCAGCAGGACCAACCAUACGAGCAACAGCACCAGAGAACUAGCAGGAAAAGUGCCAGUCCCACGAAGCGAUCCCGAGAUCGAGGUCCACAAGUCUUCUGGCACGCGCCACCUUCUCAAUCGCUGCCAUCUCUUGGUCAUGAUGAUGAAACCAGCCAAGCAGGACCGAGCAGGCUGCCAGCGGUACCUCCUUCAGCGAACGCAUCCACUCUACAAGAUCAGCUCCUUCAGCAUCGCAGUCGCGCCUCUUCCUCUUCAUCCUCCGCCUCAGUAGCUUCCACCUCGACUACGUCCAGCCUUCGUCCUCUCCAUCGACGAAGCAAGCUCACUCGCCCACCUCCGCGGCGAUUCCCCUCCGCUGCAGCGAGUGGACCUCUGCGACGCCAUGCCAGCUCGUCGGCCGCUUUUGCCCAUCACUCACAGCAGCAGCAGCAGCAUCACGCAGAUCUGGACGCCUUUGCGCCCCCGCUCGGGAAGCGGGCGGACAGUAAUGGAACGGGUGCAGGAGAAGGCAGAGUGCAGAGAUUGCUAGAGGAUCUGACACUUCAGCUCCAACAGCAAGAUGAGGAGGGUGAUGAGAGCCAGGAGCGGGUAGGCAUUGGAGGUCAUGAUGCGGAUGGAGUAAUGAGCUUGGAUGAUGAUUCGUGGGAGAGGGACCUCGACGACGACCUUCUGGGCCCUUGUGCCCGGCAGCGAAAUAGCCCAGCCAUCCAAUCGUCUCAGAAGGCCAAGCGAAGCACCGCCAUUAAUAGCAACAGCAGUCUGAUCACCCCACGAUCAUCAAGAGAAAAGCGACCCACACCAACCAAAGGCAAGCCCACCCUCUCCAGCUGGGAGCGAACAGCCACUUUCCCUCCCUCUGGCUCACCAGCGAAUGGCACGUCCACACUAGGCAAGUCGUCUGCUACACUAGUAGGUGGCACGUCUGCGGCGAGAAAGGAUUUACACUUGUUGGAUUUGAGUGAUUUUAUGGAGGAGGAUGAGGGGAACGAGGAGCAGGUGGACGGUACGUCAGCUGCACUGGCUGAUCCGCCACCACAAGCUUUCAAAGCAAAGGCAAGGGAUCCUGUCGCCCCCGCAAAUUUCUACGGCCCACCGAAGACCAACUCGACGAGCAAAGCUCAGGCUGCACCUGGCAAAGGGAGGAUACCGUCGAGUCCCUUCGAGCGGUCUCAUUCUCAUGGCGAGGUCAAUGAGCCGGUGCAGCGACGGGCCACAAAGCGCAGCCGUGAGGUUGCGACGCUCGCCCAACCUUCGGGGGCAGGGAUGGAAGCCGUCGGCCAGACAGCAGCUUCUCUUGACCAGCAGGCCGCAUCAGAGCGAGAAGGCAAUGGCGAUGUCGACGACCUCCCUGACCCUCGGCACCUGCGUCGCGCCCGUACCACCUCGACCUCCCCCACAAAGCGCUCCGGCACCGCUGUCUCUUCGAUCACUAAUCCUCCCGCAGGCGCGACCGUCCCCGCAAAGAAGAGACUAGGCAGCGCAGUCGCCCUCGCGGGCCGAAGCACAAGUGCGGGGAGCAGAGCGCCGUCCCCUACGAAUGGGUUCAGGCCGGGAGCUACACUGGGCUCUGCUUCCCAGCAGGGCAGGUCCACGGCAUGCAGGCCGGCGGGGCUUGUGCGGACAAGCCGGACUGCGAGUGGUGGGUUGGGGUUGACGCAGAGGCAGAAGGUGUUCUCAUCAUCAAAGGCGACGACGAGAGUCGGGGAUGAAGAGGCAGAAGCGGCUAUGCGGGACUUUUUGGCUGAUGAGGAGGCGGGGUACGUGACCUAGUAGAAGGGGGGGAGAAGGCGCUAAAUUUCCAAGAGAGACAGAGAGAGCGAGCCACGCCGAGGGAGGAAGAUGAGCGAUACUGGCAUCUUGAGCAUACGUCCGAACGCAGAUGUGUAACAAGGAUAGUCACGAGUACCCAAGAGACAAUGA
Molecule: messenger RNA, 2133 nt
Organism: Jaminaea rosea
Lineage: Eukaryota; Fungi; Basidiomycota; Exobasidiomycetes; Microstromatales
Exons: 3
Coding region: 148-1983 (611 amino acids)
Source: RefSeq, a predicted model, not a curated record